AUGAUUUCGAAUUUUAAAUUGCGCCCAUUAAGAGUUUACCAACAAGAACAAGAAAGAAUGGAAAAUCGUCAAGUUUCGUCACAUGCUCCUCAAAAUUCCUCAUCGUCGAGCUCUAGAUUACAAUUACCUUCUAAUGUUCCUUCACUUACAAAUUCUCCGCAAGUUAAUAGUAUUUCAACUGUUAUCAUUCCAUCUAAUAAUCAUCAAACUCUAGUUUCGAAUAAUUCCUCAACAAAUCAAGCUAAUGAAAAUCCAAUUCAAGUAGUUUAUAGUGAAACAAAUCAGCAACAAUUUGAUGAUUCACAAGGAUUGUUGGGUUCUUUUGAUAUUUCCUCAGAUUCUACUAGUGGAAAGAAUGGUCAAUCGAAUAUCAAGUCAUUUGUCAAAGCUGCCUUAUUAAUUUUCCACAUUAUUUGUCAAAUUGUAAUGAGUGGCAUGAUUGGUAUUUCAUUCAUUCUAUACGAUUGGAAAACCAUGAUCAUUUUCACUCCCAAAAUUGUCAUUGGAUUUCUAAUAAUUUUGGCAGUUUACAAAAAGAAGAAUGGUUUCUUACAUUUUCUAUUAGGAAGCAUCCUUUUAGAUUUGAUUUACACCACCAUUUUGGUUGGUCUGAGGUUUUAUGUAACAGCCAGACCUGGACAAGUUACUUUUCUGACACAGGAAUCGAAUAAUGCAUUUACUGAACUUUCUAAGAAUCCAAUAGAGUUAGCACCAAAUCAUGUGCUUGUCCACACUCCAGAAUGGACACACUCAAGUGUUGAAUGGAUUAAGGCAGCUACCCCAAUUCCAGAAUCACCAAAUGAGCACACUGAUAUGCAAGGAACAAGUGCUGCAACUGAAGCUCAAAGGAAAAAGCUUCCUGGCUUGUGGUUUCAAUUCGGAAUUCAAAUUAUGGGCGGAUUUAUUGUUCUCCUGACAAUAAUAUGGACACUCAUAGUUGGUCAACAGUAAAUAACCAUUCAAUAUU
Messenger RNA from Naegleria gruberi, 967 nucleotides. RefSeq lists its product as uncharacterized. The record is from RefSeq and is a predicted model, not a curated record. NCBI's taxonomy places the organism in Eukaryota, Heterolobosea, Eutetramitea, Acrasida, Naegleriidae. Bases 1 to 951 code for a protein of 316 amino acids. The transcript is spliced from 2 exons.